Molecule: messenger RNA, 7746 nt
Organism: Phyllopteryx taeniolatus (common seadragon)
Lineage: Eukaryota; Metazoa; Chordata; Actinopteri; Syngnathiformes; Syngnathidae
Exons: 35
Coding region: 132-7247 (2371 amino acids)
Biological process (GO): actin cytoskeleton organization; muscle cell development
Cellular component (GO): cortical actin cytoskeleton; cell projection; Z disc
Molecular function (GO): actin filament binding
Source: RefSeq, a predicted model, not a curated record
GUAGGCUCAAUGGUCCGGUACCUCAGGAGAAACCUCUCUUCAGCCGUCACCCUCCUCCGCACAGCUUUGCGCCACGUCUGGGAACGUGUCAGCUCCCAAGAGUCCAAGGAAGCCAUCGUAGGUUGUGUGCUAUGCAUUCUCAACAUGCACAAGAAGGUGGACAACUGAGCUCCCCCUUCACUUGUUGUUCUACCCUCCACUUGUCAGCAGCACAGAGACUGGACAAGAAGACGUGGACACUGGCCAUGUCUGAGGGUAUUGUCAGGAAGAUACAGCCCUUCACGAUUGGGACUAAGCUGUCUGUCCCCACUGUGCACAAAUGCCAGGAGUUUACGGAGACUUAUCUGCAAAGCCAGAACCUUGAUAAUUGCACACUAAAGCAGAACCUGAAUUCGCUCUACCUCAGUCGACAGCAGGUCUGCGCACAUGGCCCCUGCCUGGUCUCGCCCACUGGCCAGCAGGUAGCCCCCGUGAAACACAAACAGGAGGACAUGGCCACAGAAGACCACCUAAACCAGAACGUCACCCCUUCCUCUGCUGUUUCCAGAUCUAUCAAGAAGAUCACAAUCUCCGGGAAUAAGAAAAGCCCAGAGAACACAAUUUCAGUGGGACUAAGACAGCGAUCCAUUUUUGGAUCCACAUCUGAAAACCAUAAUAACAACAACAACAUCAGCGGCACAUCUGAUCAUAACCUGCCUAGGAUUGUGGGAGUCAACUGUGAGAAUAUCCCUAACUCUCAUUGCAAGUGCUCUGUUACAGCACACCCUUCAGAGGCAGUGCUCACUGGAAAACAUGAGGAGAAAGACGCUCAAAGAUGUCAGCAUCACGCAGAGAAUGAAGAGCAAGCAGAUGUUACAUCCCAGAGUGACUGCUAUACUCAGCACAUAUCUCUCUUCAACAAGGAAGUACUGCAGGCUAAGACAUGGAGCAAAGACAAACUGCAAGAUGACUCCAAAAUUCAGCGCUGCCCCCUGCAGGACUGGGAUGAAGCCUCACAGAUACUUCAGAGAGAUCUUAAAGACUUUGACAACACCCUAAUCCAACUCAAUCAGACAGGCGAUCAGCUGAUCUGCAAGCUGAAUCCCACUUCUGACCUUGUGAAGAAUCAGCUCAGCCAGCUGAAAGACCAAUGGAACAUUCUGAAACAGACAGCUGCCAGUCAAUCCAGGGUUCUGGGAGGUUCCAAAAACCUGCAGGAGUUCAACAAAAAAGUGGACAAACUAGAGACAUGGAUUAAAGAGAAGGAAGAGACGCAGUCUCUUGUUGUCCUGGGUGAAAAUGUUGACAAAAUGCAGCUAACCAGAAGAAUUUUAGAUUUGAAACAGGAUGAGCAGCUAUACAGAACCCUCCAUGAGGAGAUCAAUCACAUGGCCCUCAAAAUGGAGAAACAAGGGAAGUUGGAUAGUAAAAGCAUCUCCAACAGGAGGAAAAAUAUCAAUAAAAUGUGGCUAAAGGUGCAACCUCAGCUAAAAAAACACCAAGACAAUCUUCACCUUGCACUCGAAGUGUCCUCAUUUUACCAGCAGGCUGACAAUACAUUAUUUGCCAUCAAUAACAUGAUGGAAAGCAUAUCUGCCUCAAAAGAGUCAGGGCAUUUCAGAGACAGAGAAAUCCGUGACAUUGCCAGUGAAAUCAUGAUGCUAGAUGUGACUGUGUCCCAACUGUCAAAUCUCCACCCUGCCUUGGCUGCCGGUGUCACACAGAAGCAGAGGGAGGUCAGGGACUGCUGGGUUUCUCUUCAGAAGGUUUUCAGGAGCGACCGGACAACCCUCCCUCCCGUGGGCUCAGCAGUCACCAAGGGAGACGCUGACCCCUUGACAUCAACCCAAGAACUCCAAUGCAGCAUGGGAAAAGAGACUCAAACGACCAUGGGAAAGCAGGGUGAAGAAUGGCAGCGUGAUGGUGGAGACUAUAUGAAUAUAUCGGCAUGUUGUGGAAGUAUUAAGCAAAGCCAGGCACAGCCAUGUGUGAACCACACCUCUUCACCCAUGGGAGAUGGCCCUGAUGAUGUCAUCAUCAGUCAUCAGUCGAGGAGGGAAAGCCGGAAGCCUAGAGGUGAGCCCAAGCGUAUCACGCCCCCGAGAGGCCACCCACAGCUUCAUAUUCAGCUCCAGAAAUUCACCGUGUCAGCUGACAAGACUCUGUCCUGGCUGAAGGAAAAUGUUUCUCUGGCCACACAAGUGUGUUCAAUAGCCACUUUCGAGGGACUAGAGGCAGCCAGGAGGUGCCAACAUGCAGUGCAACAAGAAAUCCUCACGAAUAAAGCCAGGAUAGAGGUGGUCAAAAGAGAGGGCCAUGGGUUGGUCCGUGCACAGCACCCGGGCUGCACCAAGAUAGAACAGUUCCUCAGCCAGCUGGAGAUGCUUUGGGAAGAGCUGCAAAGGAGGCACCAGAGGAAUGCUGUGUUCCUGCAGGCCUCAGAAAACCUGGGCUUUAGGGUUGUUAAAGUACUACAGGCUCUUGGAAGCCUGGAGGCCUGGCUGGAGUCUGUGGAGCUUUCCGUGAAGCAGUCAUCGCUAGGCAGUGACCCUGAAAAAAUGCCAGUUGCAGAGCGAGAGAGCUGUCUGCUGGGGAAAGAAGUAGCCAUUCGUGGCCUGGAGCUCAAUGCUCUCAGAAAAGAGGUGGAGCACCUGCAUGGCCACAGUCACCCACACACACGUGGCUUGCCAUCACGUAUAGAAGAGGUGGACAGAAAGUACCAACAUGUUCUAAGUGCCCUGACUCAGCAGAGCUCUAAGCUGCAGGACACGUGCAUGCUGACGGAGUUCUUGGCGCGUGUGGAGCUGGAGGAGAGUCAGGAGCUUGACAAUAGUCAAUACUGCUCAGAUCAGCCUCGCCACAGUAAGAUCUCAUCAAUUCCUGACUUGCUGGGAAUUCAAAGCAGUGGUGAGUGCGAGCUGAGCAUGGUUGAACCUGUGGAGGAACCUAGAGAGGCUGUGGUGAUGCUGAAUGACAAAGUGAGAGAGAGACGACGACCACAGAGUCAUGAGCGGUCCAUACAGGAGCUAUUGAGCAAGCAAGCCAGGGUGUCUGUGUGCAUGGAGGAGUGCCUUUGCUGCUACAAUGAGCUCAGCCUGGACAUCCUUGAGAAGGAGACAGAUAUGGCUGUCCAAUGUGAGCCAGAUCACUGUGGCUUUGAAUCGCUGCAGGAGAGAAACGCCCACCUGGAGAUUGACUAUGAAGUUCUCACUGACGAAGUGAAGGAGAUGGAGAGCCAAGCUUCUUGUUUGAAGGAGCUGUACCCAGAAAGAGUGCAUAUAUUUUGGACCAGGCUUCAGGCAACACUGCAGGUCUGGACAGAGCUGGGAAAGAGUGUGAUGGAGAGCAAAUCACGUCUACAAGAUUUCUUGCAUCUCCAAGACUUCUUCAGGCGCUACCUUGCAAUGAUCUCAUGGACAGAGGACACCCGGUCAUGCAUUUUCUCAGAAACCUUGCAUCUGAGGGAAGAUGGCCAGAGCCUGCAGUCGACAGAGCUUGAUAUACAAAUUGAGCAGAAGUUUGAGGAGUUUGAUGCGCUGGCGGCAUCUGGGAGAAACAUUUUGGGCAAAGAACACCACCUCACUCAGAUGGUAGGAGAGCGCAUGGAGGAACUGCGGAGUAUGCUUGGGUGGAUUUCUGUGCACUGGAGAGCGAAGAAACAAGAGUGGAUUCACAAGAAGAGUGCACAGGAAAACUCAAUAGAUAACAUUUAUUCUGAGGCCACAUUGUACUCCCCAUCAGAGACAACAGAUUCCUAUGAGUUCUGUCAGGCUCUGAAUGUCAUCUCAGAAGAAAGCAAACCAAUGGCUAGAGGAGACAGCCAGACCUCAGAGCAGUUCUCUGGACAUGCUCAGCAGACAGAAGAGAAUCAGUUAGAAGAUGCCUAUGAGGUCAUGAAAAGUAUCAAACGAUGGGAUGGCGAGGCCCCCCGAUCAGAGUCUUCCACACCCUCCCUCACGGUCAUUAAGGAGCCCAGCAGUCCCUCUUUAGGGGGCAUGGUCAACCUCAUCCUCAGCUUUGGUAACACGGGGGACAGCCACUUUCAAGUGGUUGACCAAACUGACGAGGUUGUAGAAGAGACUUCUGAGCCUCUCCACAGGCCCACUGUGCCUGCCUGUAAAAACUUUUGGAAGCGCUGCCAGGGGCUUUUGGAAAAUACUUUGGGUAGUUUAAAGCGAAAGAAAAAGAUUUAUCGGCAGAGUGCAAACGAGGUGAGUACUUACUUGCAUGUGAAGGAUAACAACUCAGCUGUGGCUCCAGUGUAUGAGAGUAUUACUCUCCCGCGCCAAAAGAGCCGCUUGACUUCCUCAGCUUCCCCUACCGCCUCGCCAUCCUCCUCCUCACCACCCUCCACUGUGCAAGCACCUCAGACCAGUCUAUCCUUCCACCCUGUGAACGGGAGGUAUGUCAACAGCUCCAUCUUCUGCAGCCUUAAGAGAAUGGGAAAGAAACGAAAGAGAAGGAGAGAUACCCGCAGGCAUACCAUCCAGAAAGUCAUAGGGGUCGACGAGGAAACAGAUGAGCCUCUUUACGCCUGUGAGACAGUCACUUAUGACACACAUACCUGGCCACUGAAAGAGGGUCGAAGGAAGAAAAGUUCACCACAGUGUGGAGAUGGAGUUGACGCUAUGGCCCACAUAAAGAAUCCCCUACUGAGAGACAUUGAGUUAGAGUGCACUGGAGAGGACUCUAUUACACCAUAUGCCGUUUCAGAGGGGCCAGCCACUUCCAUCCAAGGGAGAGGCCACUGCAGAUUCCUUUCUUUGGGCUCCAUUUUGAGUUUUGACUUACCAAAGGACAUGACUCUCAUCCCCAGCAUUCAGGAGAUCAUUACUAUCUCUCCUCGGGAAUCCAAUAAGGGGGCUGGAAUUGAUCCAGAUCCAACCUUUCAGCAACACACAGCUUUGAGUUCAUUCAAACAAACUCGACCCUCCCUGGCCAACACUGUCAGCAAAGCUGAACUUAGCUCUGAGACACAGAUGUCUACAGUUGUUGUGAAAGAUAUGACUGAUAAUGACCCCAUUUUCAACACAGCUCCUCCUCCCCCAGUAAAAGACGAGGAUCAGAUGGUACCAUGUAAUGAUUUAUCCCAAAGGCGGUUAAACCUGCAGAAUGAUGCAGAGCAGGAGUGGGACAAAAUGUCAUCAGCACUUAAAACUGUAAAUUACAACACCUGCCAGCUUUCCCAACCCCCUAUUUAUGUGAAUCAAGCCACUCUGUUCACUAGUGCAGCUCAUAAACACCAGUGUCCAAAUGUUCAUACACUUAUUCGGGACCUCAAUGGACACAGGUACCAUAAAAGUGCAACGAUGCGUGGUGUACACGAUGAGAACCCAGGACAGUGUAUGCACCAAGCCUCUCACGUUGUUGUCAAUCACAAGCCAACUGAGAAUGUUCGUCAAGACUCGGUGGAUUCAGGCAUCUCCAGCUCCAGCAGCAUCAAACUGUGUCCUGAUGCAUCUUGUCCAGAUAACCCCCAGAUUACUGGAAUGGUGGGGAAGCUAUUGUCCCUUCAAGUAGGACGCAUUGAUUGCAAGAUAGCAGAGAACGUGGGUCCAUCAAAACCCAGCGAAGACCCACAACAAGAACCUGUCCACCUGGACCAUCAACAGUUUGAGGAAGAAGAAGAAGAGUUGGAGGGCAUCUGGAACGAAACUACCAACUUCAGGCAGAGUAUCUGUUCAGACAUCAUGUACCUGCCUAACAAAGAAGAGUCCAUACCAUCGGAUCAGCCGAGUGAACCAAUUUCCAGCUCGUCCCCUAUCAAAGUGCCUGCUAUGCUCUAUCGAAAUCUGGCCACAGCCUCAGAACCCAACCUCUUUGUGGCAGACUUCAAGCUGCCAUCUAACAUCCAGAGCCUCCUGGGUACCAACAAGGACCCCAGUUCCCAAGGCCCACCACAGACCAUAAGAGACAGAAGGUCAUGGGCAGCCUUCCCAAACAAGGACCAAAUUAGCAAGAUCUUAGUGGUUGUGAAUGAAACAGCCACAGAUCAAUUGAACCUUCCAGAUGUUGUUGACAAUCAGAAAUAUAUCUACCAAUACAGAGAGGAGGAAGAGGAAGAAGAGUCUAAAGGUGGGAAGGAGAUGGACGAGCACACAGCUGGUUCAAAGGACCAGUCACAUGGCUUCUGUCACGAAAGAGAGGAAGUUCAAAACCUUGAAGCCAUGGAUCUGCAGGAAGAGGCAACGGCCACAGGAGGGCGCUGUAGUACUCUAGAUGGAAAUCCUGAGCUGCAAUCUAUGGAGGGAACUCUUGAGAGAAAGCAAAAGCUGCAAUUUGGAGGAAAGAAAGUAGGAAAGGUUCCAUUCGUUGUUCAAGCUGCCUCCAGAGGCUGGAGCUCGUAUCACACUGUCUUAUAUCGACACACCUUGUGCUUCUAUCAGGAUAGAAAGGAAACGCUGAGGAGUUCUGCGUGUGGCCUGCCGCUGAACCUCACUGGAGCUGAGUGUUCAUCUGCUCCAGAGUACACCAAGAAACCCAACUGCUUCCGUUUGAGGCUGCGUGAUGGCUCAGCAUAUCUGUUCAAUCCCUCGUCACGCUUUAUGAUGAACAAAUGGAUGACCAAAAUACAAGCAAACACAGGUGCAAGCCAGUCUGUGUCUUCAUUGUCAAACAUCCCAGUAGAUCAAAGCAUCCCCAUUUCCUUAAGCCCCCCUCUGUGCUCAGGCUGCUAUGGUCUGGCCAAAUGCUACUGCUCCUCCCAGCAUGAUGUCACCUCCACGUUUCCCAGACGGAAACCCCCGAACCGAGCCAAAGACAUGGAUGUCCUCUCCAGAGAGUUCACGCGCUUGCCACAGAAUCCCCUAAGACGUUUGGAGGAACAUUCGACCAUGUCAUCCACACAUGGACAGUCCUGCAAUGAUGAUGAUGAUGAUGAUGAUGAUGAUGACAGCAGCUGUAACCAAAUGGUGACUCAUAGACUUCAGGGAGGAAGUGAGGAAAACACCUCUUCCUCCCAUUGGUCCCCCCCACGGAGCAAUCAGGACUGGCUUACCAGCAAGGGUCGCUCCCACUCCUUCACUUCUGCAACCUAUCAGAAGAUCAAGCCCACGCGGCAGAUCUGCAGAGGCCCAGAGAAAGGGUCUAACUACAGUGUGACACUGGUGCUGGGAGACAAGUCAUCAGACAGUAAAACCUGUGGAACUCCACCGGUGGCGGUGGCCGGAUGGCAGCUGGACGCUUGCCCGCCAAGGAGCUUCACCAGCCUGCCUAGGCCUCGCAACAAAUAUGUCUUUAAGAAAUUCUUUGGCAAAAAGGACCUGUGACUUUUCGUCAGAUUGUAUAAUGUGCAGUGCACGUUUUUAAUUAAUAUCUACUACUGACCAUAUUUAUAUUAUGAGUUGCUCCCAGUUUUAUUUGAAUGUGUGAGAUGUUAUUUCUAAGAGUGUGUGUAUAUUAUUUUAAUACGUGUGCACUACGUAGUUGGAGUUAAUUUUGCCCCUUGUCUUAAUUUUACAUUUGUUGUUUUGUAUGGGGCAGCACGGUGAAUGGUGGAGUUUGCAUGUUCUUUCUGCGCUUGUGUGGGUUUUCUCUGGGUACUCUGGCUUCCUCCCACAUCCCAAAAAUGUAGGUUCAUUGAAGACUCUAAAACCAGGGUCAGCAACAUGGCACCCGGUAGUCCCAGAAACCACGAGUCACCCGCGGGCCUGUUCUAAAAGUUGCUCACCAGUGAUGAGAUAUUGUGAUUUCCUAGGAAUGUUGAAGUGAUCAUUUGAAUAUGUACACAUUUGCAGAGAUUUACAGAAAUAAAGUGUUGCAUACUGA